AUGAACCAAGAUUCUGCUCAGAAUAGUAGCCUGUCUGUCAAAGAAUCUCUCGCAUUAAUUGCUUUAGGAACGGUCAGUCCUAUCUAUGCGAUUGAUAACAAUGUUGUCCUGAAACACCGCCCCAAAACUUCGGACGAUUUCGCUUGUCAAGCCUACGACAUCGAGGUCGGCGCGUACCAACGGCUCGGAGACCAUCCUCGAGUUGCGAAGCUACAGCGAGUUACGGAUGAUGGCUUAGUCAUAGAACGAGGCGAAUGUCUGCGCCGGGAGAUUCAAAGCCAGGGGCCGACGACGAAGAUACAGACAAAGCUCCGCUGGGCCCGAGAGGCCGCAGAGGGUUAG
Aspergillus melleus is the source of this 342-nucleotide messenger RNA. RefSeq lists its product as uncharacterized. Lineage: Eukaryota; Fungi; Ascomycota; Eurotiomycetes; Eurotiales; Aspergillaceae. The transcript has a single exon. The record is from RefSeq and is a predicted model, not a curated record. Bases 1 to 342 code for a protein of 113 amino acids.